AUGCCCUCGUCGAACGAUGCCUCCGGGAUCAUCAUAUCAGAUGUGAUUGGAAAGGUGCAGGAUAUUGCGAUCUUCAGUGAUCUGACGCGCAACGUCGAUGCCGUGUCUGGUCGCCUUGAAGACGCAGCGCAGAAUGCCACGGUGCUCGCGCCAGACAACACUGUCAUGAAGAACCUGAAGAGGAAGCCGUGGGAAGACCCGCAAGACUACAAUCAGUUCGGCGCGCAGGCGUAUGAGGGUAGCAGCGGCUUAGAUCGCGCGCACAGCAACCUCGAGCGGUUCGUCAAGAGGCACAUCGUUGCCGAGAGUCCAUGGGAAGAAGGCAGGAAAGUAAAGACGCUAGCCGGCAACGAAGUCUGGUGGGAGUCCAAGGACGGUCAGAAGACAAUCCAGCCCGGCAACAUUGAGGUCACGAGUACUCCUGACAAGGUCGCGAACGGCGAGAUCUGGGUCCUUGGGGGAUCUCUGUCAUAG
Messenger RNA from Didymella exigua CBS 183.55, 474 nucleotides. RefSeq lists its product as uncharacterized. Bases 1 to 474 code for a protein of 157 amino acids. Lineage: Eukaryota; Fungi; Ascomycota; Dothideomycetes; Pleosporales; Didymellaceae. The record is from RefSeq and is a predicted model, not a curated record. The transcript has 2 exons.